CGGUCAUCGUCACGGUGCGGGAAAGUUGGGUGUGCGAAAAUAUACGUUAUGGCUCAUGGCGUAAACGAAGUGCUCGGUGAAGGAAGCACGGUGAAAAUGGUGCAUCAAAAACAGCAACAACAGCAACAACAGAAUCCGAGGAAAUCGGUCGGUGUGAUGGGAAGUAGACGGAUAUUCGCGCCGGCCUUCAAACUCAAGGUUCUCGAUUCGUAUAGAAACGACAUCGAUUGUCGUGGAAAUCAACGAGCUACCGCGAGGAAGUACGGGAUUCACCGACGUCAAAUACAAAAGUGGUUACAGUGCGAGGAUAAUUUGAGAAAUAGUUGUGCCGAGACUGGUAAUACCGGAGUUGUCUCGACAACGGUGAUCUCUCCCGUGGGUGUUUCCAAGCCGGACGGUACCGUGACGGAAGCCACGGGGCCUGCCGUGACUCCAGCAGCGCCGGCCUUGAACCUCAGCCUCGCCAGACUGCACGGCGACGAGCUGGCUACACAGCAAGGGCCCCCACCUCUUCUUUCUCAUCCUCCUCAUGGUGGUUCAUCCUCUUCGUCCCAAUAUGUUUCUCAAUCUGGAACGGCACAGGUUUUAUCCGUUCGUCUUGGUUAUCAAGAAUAUUCCGUCAAUUCGGAGCAUCAACAACAUCCUCGUCGGGAAACGGACGAUCGAAUACAGGUAACGGUGGACGUUCAGGGUUAUUCGGAGACGCGCGCGGAUCAAGAAUCGAAUUAUUACGUUCUAAAUUCGGACGGUCAACGGGGGGAACUGGAUAAUUUCGAUGGUCGGAACGAGGCGAAGGUGUACCAGACCCUGACAUCGUAUCGAGUACCUCUUCAACAAGAUCGAUUCGGUAACGAAAAUGAAAUCAUCACGUCCUCUUUACAUCGGCAUCGUUCUUCGCCUGUACACCAUCGAUCCCAGCAAAAUUACGGGGACGUGGAUUCGUCAAUGGACGGGAAAUCGUACGGUUUGUUGCUAGCGCCGUCGAUGAUAAAGACGGAACGAGCGAGCCCAGACUCGGCGGCGACGCCAGGGCCGUGCGAAUCCACCAGUUCCCCCGGUGCCCCGAGAGUCUCGCUCUCGCCCGUUUCGCAUUCAGCCAACGGCACCGGAUUCAGCUCCAGCUCCAGCUCCAGCUCCAGCUCCAGCUCGGCUGUGUCCGUUCACUUCGAUUCUCCACGGCCCUCCGCGAGCCCGUGUUUGCACGUGCACGAGCAUGAGCACGCACACGAAUCCGUACACGCGUCACCAACACCGGAUUCCGAGAAUCCGAUCUCGUCCCUGCACCGCUCGCACCGGAGAGAGUCGAAAGAAACGAUUCAUAUCGAGGAGAAGGGAACCGAGGACGUAGCAGAGGAGCAGACGGAAAACGGUAAGGCGGUAGUGAAGAAAGAAAUCCAGCUCGAGGAAGAGGUGGUGAUGGUCGGCGGCGAGGAGGGAAGAGAUGCAGCUAUCGUUGCAGCAUCCUCGUACGUCGAUUAUCAACGACCACCUGCUGCUUUCCCGCAGCACACAGAUUCGUGCCCUGUGAGCCCUGCGAACGAUCGGGAAGGAUACUCGUUGCCCCCGAGCCCUCGAGGACCGACCAGCUCCGGCAGAUCCAGCACCAGUUGCUCCGACAGCGAGAUGGAUCCGCUCGACUGUUCUUCCGCCAAUCAAAAUUCGUCGAACGAUCUCGCUCGUCGACGAUCAUUCUCGCUGAGGUUCAAGCUGGACGUUCUCGACGCUUUCCACAGGGACGUCGGUGUGGCGGGCAAUCAACGGGCCACGGCGAGAAAAUUCGGCAUCAAUCGGCGUCAAGUGCAAAAAUGGUUGGGCCAGGAGACAGAGUUGCGGGGCGAGAUCGCUCUUCGCGGAAACUCGAGGCAGAGGCUCGGCCCCAUCCAGGAUGCCGCUUCCGGUGACUCACCGGUAGAUCUGAGGACGUCGAACUACGUUUCCAGCUUAUCGCACGAUCGAAUCGAAGUCGAGUACGAGCAAUCGCCUCCUUAUUGCUGCGACGUUGGUUCUUCGCAGCAUCUCCCGUAUUACCAACACUCUACCAUGGUCGAUGCAUCUUGCGAGAACGAGCCUGUCGUUUCUUGCAAUCUUUCAUGCUGCAUGGACGGCCACGCCGUGACACCGGUUGUCUCGUGCUAUCAGGAAGCCUCCUUAAGGGGAUCUUGCUACUCCGACUCGCAGACCAGAUUGUACUGUUAUUCCCCCCGAGAAUAUUCGUCGGAGAUCACCUCGGUUUCCGAACACUCGGAACAAGAGCUGUCCUCGCCGUUAAAGAGGCAAUAUUGCACCCUUUCAUGCUGUUACGAGACUAUGUCGUCGCCGAAGAGACUCUGCCUAGAGAUCGAAGAUCAGAUCAGGACGAAUUCCUGCCAAGAAGUGCCUCCUCAGGAAACGCCGCUCUGUCUGGUGAAGCCAAAGAGGUUUUCCGUCGACGCAGCCGCGUCGAGAACGGAGCCUGUGACGAGUACUGUGCCAACGCCACCGGCGUCCGUCGCGCCUCCGCCCUCAGGAUCGACUAUCAAGAAGGAUGCCAUCCUGUUCAAGCCUUAUUUGGACAAUCCCGUGAGCAAACCGGCCAAAGAGCAGACAGUCCAAAGGGGCUUGUCUCCCAUCAGUAGCCAGAAUAUCAUUAACAACAACAACAACAACAACAACAACAACAACAAUAAUAAUAACAACUGCCAAAAUAUUUGCAAUUUGAACGAAGGCAGGGGCCAUGACUAUGCUCUAGAAUUAAGCCUGAGAUUGCCGGUAUCCUGGAGAGCUCAUCCAAGUCCGUACGAGUUCCCACAGGUUAGAAGUGCGUUCGUUAGGUAUCCAGCAAGUCCUCAUUAUACUUAAUUGGAAAAUUCGUUUGAUCCUCGAUUUCGCGAAACGGAAGUUUCGAAUUUUUUUUUAUUGCAAAAAUUAACAAGUGCCAAGAAAUCGAUAUUUAAACUCGAAAGAAAAUUUUUUUUCCAAUCGAUCGUUGUUGAUUUUGAAAUUCGAGAAAAAUGAGAAACGAAAAACGUAAUCCGGAUCAAGGAUGUGAAAUCGAUCGUUAGAUAUUCGAUGGUCAUCGAAGAAGAGAAAAAAUCCUUCUAGAAAGGAUUUUCUCGUGCAGGAUCGAUUAGUACGUGAUCUACGACACGUCGUACGCCACGUAAGCGUUUAUCGUUUCCUCAAUCGUCGGCGUCGCGUAAAACAUGAUAAAAUUUUAAUCGGCCAUUAGAUGGUAUGCGGAGAGAGAUUAUACACACGUCUUUGCUUGACAUCCUUUAACUUUUUUUGAUCUGACUUUUUUUUUCUCUCUCUCUUUUGCCACUCUCCAAAGUUUCUUCAAUCCCUCCCUUUCCCUUCUACCUCUUUCUCCUUCCCCCCUUCCCCAUCAUGAAAAUUUAUCACGAUGUAAAAUAUUUUUCUUGGAGAAAUUUUUCUCAUACCAUCUUAUCAUCGAGAUUAGCUUCGACGGCUAUCGGCUAGGCCGUUUAGAGGUCGAGUGUAUUGGCUAUAAUUAUAGAAUUAUGUCAGUCUCUGAAUGAUAACGAUCACGAUGAAAACUCGGUAAUAUGGCUCAUCAUCGUGAUUCGUUGCGUAAUCGCCUCUAUAAAUUUCGAGGAAAAUGCAUUCGUAACUAUAGUUUUUCCUUUACAAUAAUUUUUCAAUCUUCGUCGGAUAGAUAGAUUAAACCUGAUCACAUUUGAAAUUAUAUUUCAAAUAAUUUAUCAUACAUUAUUCGUACGAUGCAAUAUAAUAAUUUAAUAUUAUUUCAACGAUUAUUUUAAACGUUUAUCCCUUAUUUCGAUGUCAAAUAAAAUUUUAUUCUUUUGGCAUUGGAAUUUUCCACUGGAAUUCAUUUAUUGAUUCUUCCAAUUUCGCGUUCAAUCGAGGAUCAAAUCUGUUAGAUAUCGUUUAAUUGCUCAAAGAAUUUCUUCCAUACGCGGAUCCGUGUCCCGUGCACACGGUGUACACAGCAAGUAUUACGACAGGGUUUCGUCUCCGUUUUUUUCCUCUCUUUUGUUUUCCAGAACCUCUCUCGCCUCUCGGCCAGCACGCGAUUUUCCCUCGAGUCUCUCACGUUUUCCUUCCUCCUCGGAGUCGAUCAUCUGUAAAUAUGUAAAUAGAACAACGAGCAGGAGGAUCAAACCGAUCGAACUCGAAUCGUAAUCGAUUAAUCUGAUAAAUUGUUUUGCGUGGCUCGGUUCGAUCCUCUCGCUCGAACGGCCAUUCAUGGAUAUUUUUAUAUCGAGUUUUCGGUCACGGGGAAGAAGGGAAGGAACGAAAGGUCGGAGAAGGGGAAGCGCGAGAAAAUUCGUAUGACCGCUUCCUUCCGUUCGAGGCCUUUUCGCCAUUCGUGCCUUUUUUCUCGCUCGGUCUUUUUUAUUACCAGAUCAAACGCGUAAUCUAAUAAAUGAACAAAUUUACAAAAUAGAUUUGUAAUCGCAUAGUUUGUAGACACAGAGAUAUAUUUUCUAUAAAUUUGCGUUCUCCGGAGAGAAGAGCAGUUAAAGCGACGAAUCAAUUAGAUGAUUUUUUAAAUAUCGAUGUAACGCAACAAUGUAAUUUUAGAAAUUUUUAUGAUAUUGAUCGAUAGAUUUUUGACAACCUCUGUCGAAUCAUAUACGAUAUUCUCUACAUACAUUGUCGAUCAGAGAUUUGGAAUCAAACAAUACAUCUUGCAAGAUACGAUUAUUUAUAAAAUGUUUAAAUUAGAGUUCAGUCACCUUUAAUUUUGUGCAAACAAAAAUGAACACAUUUAUCUUAUUAGUAAUGCAAAUUUACCUUCGUCUUAAUAAAUGAUAUAAAUAAGGUUGGAAUUAAAUUUUUUUUUGAUUCAUUAUCAGUUAAUGUUUUAUUUAAAUAUUUUAUAUGUAUAUAUAUAUGAUAUAAGAAAGAAAAGAAAAUUUGAUUUCAAAUUUUUGAUCAAUAAUAAGUACAUAUAUCGAUGAGAUUUAAUGCGAGAUUGAUCGUGAAGGGAGAUUUUUAUAAUAAAGACACGAAAUCGAUUUGCAAAAACCAGCGUGCCUUAAACGAUAUAUAUAUAUAUAAAAGACAUUAGAAUUUCAUACAGGGACGCAAUGUUGUUUAAUAUCGAGUGUUAAUACAAUUUAGAAUAAUAAACUUAUUCACAGAAAAAAUUACGAGAGAGAGAGAGAAAGAGAGAAAGAGAGAGAGAUGUUCUUAAUUAUUCUUAUAAAUUAUUCACGCGUUCAUAUCAUUUCCAGCAUUUGUUCUCUGAUUGAUAGAAUCCCGGCCAAUGUAUUUCGAUUCUUGAGUCGAUAACGCGUUCAGCAAAGAAUGUAUCUGAUUCAUUGGUCAAAAAAAAAGAAAAAAAAAAUUCGAAAAUUCCUUGUUAUGUUUUCUACCUCUGAUAAUCUAUACGUAGUUAUCUUGUAGAAUCGAUCGGAACGAGAUAGUUGAUGCAACGUGUGCCACGAUCUUUUUUUCGAGAUGCGUAACACCUCGCCGUGAAAGUUUCCCUCUGGAUGGAAAACUGAAAAUAACCGUUCCACGAGCGUUCUACGAUCCGACAAUUGAGCACGUCGCGGCAAAGAAGGGCAAUUUUGUAAAUUACCAUCGCAGACAGAGUAGUUACGUCAAUGUUUCAAUAUUCAGGCUCAAUCGAGCUCGUUCCAAGUGCGACUAAUCUCACGCGUUGCGACAGCAUUAUCGGCCAUCGAGGAUGCGCUCGCAAUGAAUCGUGGCACGCGCUAAUCCAACAAUAUUUACCUGGACGUUCGUCUCUUAUAUAUAUAUAUAUAUAUGUGUGUGUACGAGUGGAAUAAUAAAUAAUAAAUUCCGAGCAAAUUUUAUCAAAUUUAUACCUGGAUUUUUGUGCUUCUGAAUUUUUGAAAAGCAACGAAUUUUUAUCUAAGGAACGAUUAAUCGACUUAUUAGAAUCGGAAAUACCGGGAGAAGAAACCAUAUUAACCUUGUCCGCGUUCGCCGAUAGGGUCAAGGUGGCAAUGUACAAUAAAAUAUAGCGUAAUCUUAAGCCAUAAUGAAUUACAUAAUGCCAUAACAAACGUUUUACAUAAUAAACGUAGCGUCGAACCGACUGAUGGGAGAGCGAGAGAGAGAGAGAGAGAGAGAGAGUGAGAGAGUGAAAGAGAUGAAGGAAGAUAAAUGCGAGAAAUAAAUGCGUGCAUGUUUUUUUUUUUUACGUGUGUAUCGGCGCGCACAGUUUUCGUACGUGCGUAUACGAAUGUGUUUCUCGUGUGCACAGCCCAUAAGAGUCUAUUAAACGAGGCAUAAAACAUUGUAUAAGCAAUAUUUUUUAAGUGCAUCAAACUGUGUGAACGGAAGGUGAGGAGGAAGGGCGGGGGUAUGAAGGGAACGAACGGUUGGUUCGAAGUGGUGGGGAGAAAAAACUUCGUGGGCGAGCCCCCACGUUUUAAACCCACGUGUAGGCAGAGAACGUACAUACAUUAUACAUACACACAUUAUACAAAUAUACAAAUAAUUAUAUAUAAGCAUAAUGCUCGCGUAUGUACAAAAAAAAAUUUAUAUAUAUAGCGUUGAUAGAUAGAUAGAUAGAUAGAGAGAGAGAGUGAGUUUAUAUAUAUAUAUAUAUAUAUAUACAUAUAAAUAUGUAUACAUAAUUAUAUUUUAAUACGAUCAAGUUGUAGGAACGAAGCGUCUAAAAAACUCGCCCGGUGCCUUUAGAGAUCCGCUCGUGCCUUAUAUCUUUAUUAAUGCGAGGAAGAAUCAAGGACCAAAUGUCUCGCGUCCUUAGAACGAGCCACGUAUAUUUUUACGUCCUCUCCGCGGCGAGAAAAAAAAGCGCUGCUCUUGGCAAGGAUACGUUCUGCAUAAGAAAACACCGGUGACUCGUCCAACCGUGUAAUAAUAUCAGUAUUGAGACUUAUUCGUUUAUUUAUUGAUCGCAAUUUCAGUAAUUUUCUUUCCCUUUCUCGUUUUUCUAUCGAAUAAAUCAGAUCGGAUCGAGAACGAACUAUAUUUCUUUUUUUUUUCUUCUUCUUCUUUUUUCCCGCGUAUUUUCAAUCAUUCUAAUUUGAUUUUAACAUUUUAAUUCGAAUGAGAAAUUGUGUUAGUCGAACGUAAACUCGUUCUGAGGGUUGAUUGAGACCAAGAACAAACAAAUUCGAGUUUCCUCGCCGAGAGAGAGAGAGAGAGAGAGAGGCAAUUCAAAGUGUGAUAAUCGAAGAAUCGCUGAUACCUCGCCUCUAAGGCUUAUCUAUGUCUUUUUUUUUUUUUUUCCUCUCUUUGUGCGGUCGAGAUUCUCCGGCGAGCGGUGAACGGUAGCAAGAACAACGAUAUUCGAUAUAUCACGAAAUCCAUGUGUUUCGUCGACAAAAUUCGCCCAAUUACAAAGCAUAUCCGUCAUAUUGUGAUUCAUCGAGUACCAAGAGAUUGAGAGGGAGAGAGACUGAAUUAUUCAGAGAGAAAGGGAUAGAAUGAUCGAGGAACAAUCUUAAUGUACGGAGAAAAUAGGUAUCAUCAACGUUUUUUUUUUUUGUACGUU
Apis mellifera (honey bee) is the source of this 7462-nucleotide messenger RNA. RefSeq lists its product as uncharacterized. The transcript has a single exon. The record is from RefSeq and is a predicted model, not a curated record. Lineage: Eukaryota; Metazoa; Arthropoda; Insecta; Hymenoptera; Apidae. The coding region runs from base 49 to 2838 and encodes 929 amino acids.